Drosophila montana is the source of this 737-nucleotide messenger RNA. RefSeq names its product GNAT family N-acetyltransferase vnc (gene vnc). Gene Ontology annotation, biological process: N-terminal protein amino acid acetylation. Gene Ontology annotation, molecular function: protein-N-terminal-glutamate acetyltransferase activity; protein N-terminal-serine acetyltransferase activity. The transcript has a single exon. NCBI's taxonomy places the organism in Eukaryota, Metazoa, Arthropoda, Insecta, Diptera, Drosophilidae. Bases 1 to 588 code for a protein of 195 amino acids. Gene Ontology annotation, cellular component: NatA complex. The record is from RefSeq and is a predicted model, not a curated record.
AUGAACAUACGUUGCGCCAAGCCCGAAGACCUCAUGACCAUGCAGCACUGCAAUCUGCUGUGUCUGCCGGAGAACUAUCAGAUGAAAUACUAUUUUUAUCACGGCCUGACCUGGCCCCAGCUGAGCUACGUUGCCGAGGAUGAUAAGGGCGGCAUCGUUGGCUAUGUGCUGGCGAAAAUGGAGGAGCCCGAACCUGGUGAGGAGAGCAAACACGGACACAUUACCUCGCUGGCGGUGAAGCGUUCCUAUCGUCGGCUCGGCCUGGCCCAGAAGCUGAUGAAUCAGGCCUCGCAGGCCAUGGUCGAGUGCUUCAAUGCCCAGUACGUCUCGUUGCACGUACGCAAAAGCAAUCGCGCUGCCCUCAAUCUUUACACAAACUCGCUCAAGUUCAAGAUCAUCGAGGUGGAGCCCAAGUACUAUGCGGACGGCGAGGAUGCCUAUGCCAUGCGCCGCGAUCUGUGCGAAUUUGCCGAUGACGACAAGCCGAAGAUCAAGGAGGGCGGCGACGAGCAGUCCUCCACCGAGAACAAACACACACACAGAGGCGGCGCACACAAUCACAGCGGCCACGAUGGUCAUUGCUGUUAAACGGAAAAACCAUGAGAUAAAGAGGACAGGAAAACACAAUAAAGAAAAUGCAUGCGGUAUGCAUUUUUUAGAUGCAUUUUUGUGCAUAGGUUUUGUAUUUAUGUAAUAAAGGCAUAAAACGCAAUUAAAUUUAAAGGAAAUGACAAAAA